Messenger RNA from Apodemus sylvaticus (European woodmouse), 5698 nucleotides. RefSeq names its product nuclear casein kinase and cyclin dependent kinase substrate 1 (gene Nucks1). The transcript is spliced from 7 exons. Gene Ontology annotation, cellular component: cytoplasm. The coding region runs from base 249 to 980 and encodes 243 amino acids. Gene Ontology annotation, biological process: interstrand cross-link repair; double-strand break repair via homologous recombination. The record is from RefSeq and is a predicted model, not a curated record. Lineage: Eukaryota; Metazoa; Chordata; Mammalia; Rodentia; Muridae. Gene Ontology annotation, molecular function: double-stranded DNA binding; single-stranded DNA binding.
UUUGGUUGCAUCGCGGCUUUGGCGCAUUUUCGGCUGGUUUGAUUCAUCCAUUUUGAAGAGACGGGGGAGCGGGGGGCUCGUCAGAUCCUGGGACCUGAAACAAGCAGCCGCGGACUCUGAGAAGCAAGCAGCUCGGGGCUCGGCAGCAGCGGCCCCGCCGGCCGGAGCGGGGGGGUGGGGCGCCGAGUGCGCGGGGAGGGGGGUCCUGGUCCUCGGCUCCUCGACUUGGUCGCGCCUCGAUAGCGAACAUGUCUCGGCCUGUCAGAAAUAGGAAGGUCGUUGACUACUCACAGUUUCAGGAAUCAGAUGAUGCAGAUGAAGAUUAUGGAAGAGAUUCAGGCCCUCCUGCUAAGAAGAUUCGGUCAUCUCCCCGAGAUGCUAAAAAUAAGAGGCGAUCUGGAAAAAAUUCACAGGAAGACAGUGAAGACUCAGAAGAAAAAGAUAUGAAGACCAAGAAGGAUGAUUCUCACUCAGCAGAAGACAGUGAAGAUGAAAAAGAUGAUCAUAAAAAUGUACGCCAGCAACGGCAGGCAGCAUCUAAAGCAGCUUCUAAGCAGAGAGAGAUGCUCUUGGAAGAUGUUGGCAGUGAGGAAGAGCCAGAAGAAGAUGAUGAGGCGCCAUUCCAGGAGAAAGAUUCUGGCAGCGAUGAAGAUUUCCUAAUGGAAGACGACGAUGAUAGUGAUUAUGGCAGUUCAAAAAAGAAAAACAAAAAGAUGGUUAAGAAGUCCAAACCUGAGAGAAAAGAAAAGAAAAUGCCCAAACCCAGACUAAAGGCUACAGUGACACCGAGUCCAGUGAAAGGCAAAGGGAAAGUGGGUCGCCCCACAGCAUCAAAGACAUCGAAGGAGAAAACUCCUUCUCCCAAAGAAGAGGAUGAGGAAGCAGAAAGCCCUCCAGAAAAGAAGACGUCUGCGAGCCCCCCACUCGAGAAGUCUGGGGACGAAGGCUCUGAAGAUGAAGCCGCUUCCGGGGAAGAUUAAAAGUGAUAUUUGGGGAGAGGUUUUAUUAGAAACAGAAAAGGAAACCUCUGUAGGACACGGUUUGGGCUGUGGCUCGACUCCUGGGCUUUCAGUGCUAUUUCAUUUGUCUAGAAUAAUGUUUUCCUCUCUAUCAUCUAUCUCUUCUCUCUCAAACCCAUUGUAUGCUUACGUGUUUAAGUUGCCAUUUUGUCUCAGUCUUUUCUUUGCCAAUCCCCUCCCCCUACAAAAGCCAUGUCAAUUAAUCACUGGAUUGUGUUUUUAAUGGAGGGAAGGAAUGCCAUGGCUGCAAAGCAAUAAGAUUUGAGGUGGAUGCUAUGGAAACUGCUUUUUGCUAAAGAACAGCAUCUUAAACAAUAAUCAAAAACAAAAAACUAAAAAGGUUUUAAUUAAAUAAUUGUUCUUUCUUUUCCUGUACUUUUGACAGACAAGUUGUUAUUUAACAUGAGCUUAUAUGUUUAAACUGUAAAUGUCAAAAAGAAUCAUGACUCUUAAAUUUGUACUAGUGACACGGCAGUCGGGAGGCGAACAUGAAUUCUGGAUUGUUAACUCAGUACUCAGAUUAUUUCCUUGGGUGUGGAGGGAAUGGUGUUCCUGGAACUUAGUAUAUUUGUUAUUCUCAAAGAGAUUCAGAGCCAUUGGUUCUUUUGUCUUCAUAAUGAUUUUUUUUUUAAGUGGGCCACCAGAAUCAGUCUUAAUUUCAUAUUUCUUUCAUGUUUUCAUUGAUUCAAGUUUUAAAAAUACAUCCUGUUUUAGGGUAAAGUUUUUACCAAUGAUCAAUAAUUAAAAAGAGAUUUCUUUGAAUUUCAAUGACAAGAUGAGUCUACACCUCACAGUGCAUUUUUUCGCAGGCUGAUGAUGUUAAAAGUUUUAAGCAAAUAAAGUUGGAGUUAGUGUGAAGCUCAGAUACAAAAGAUUGAGAUUUAUCCUUUAUGAAUACAAAUAAUUGAAAUGAGGACCCAUGAAGCAUACUAUUUUUAUUUGGGGAUAGAAACAGUUGUUUCCUUUUGAUAUUUAAAUCUUUCCUUCAUAGUAACAGGAUAAUGACAUAGCCUCACACCUUCCUCCUCCUUCUGCUUCCAUACUGUGGGCUUGUUUGCAUCUUAGUUGGUCUGGCCCCUCCCUUCUAUUCAUGUUUCUUUUUAAAGCAAGAGCCUGAGCCCCAAUGGGAUGAGCAAACUGUAUUUUAGGGUACCUAUGUGCCAUUGAUAACAGUCUAGAUACCUUAGCAAAGCAUCAAGGACAGAUCAUCUAUAGGUUUUAUCCUCCACAUUCAGGUCUCAUUCGCCAGUAGACCAGAUGCAAAGAUUAGGGGUCCUAUUAUGCUACUAAAUUAAAGAUUUAGUGGAGUAAUUUCUGUAUAUUUUUCUGCACUUAAGCUAAAUUUGCUUCCUCAGUAUUCUGCUUUUGUGUUUUUUAAGUGACAUGUUUGUCUCAGACAAUGUCAUUUUCUUAAUAGGUGUUCGUAGGACAAAGGGUUAUUUAAGAAAUAUUUUUACUCUGGUUUUUAAGACACUUUAAAGAACAUUCUUAGAUCUGCUUUAAAAUAAAUAAAUGAAUAAAUAAAACACCUAGUGGCAGAGAGUUAUUUCAACCCUGCACUGCUAAUGAUAGAGUUUUAACAUGGCCAAAAAUAGAAACUUGAACAUAAGCAGUUGGAUUGCUGCGGUCUGUAGUGGGAUGCAGCACUGUGAUCUGUGUCGUGGAUAUGACAGAGGAUUCUGUCUGCUGUGGUGGGCGUGCUUGCUCAGGAACCCGUCCUUGAGGAAAGAAGAGACUCCCAUUUCCACCAGGCAUCUCUCCCUUUUAGGGGUUUAUAACUCAGUCUUACAUUCCUAGUGACAUUUGGGCUUUUUUUAGGUUAUGUUUCAUGAAAAUUUGUGGGUAGGGUCUCUUUCAACUUAAGCCUCAAUUUUUUUAACAGUGUCUUUAAUAAUCUGCACUAGCAUCUCUGAUUUUAUCUACCUAUUGAGAAAUAAUACUAUCUUUUAGGUUACUUGUGUAAAAGGUGUGUCUGAUUGGACUUGUUUAGAAUCCCUUUUAAAACCAACUCAUUAGAUUGAAGAUAUAUUUUCUAAUUCUCAAGUGAUCACACGGGCUCUAAGUGACCUUUAUUUUCACUUUUUUUAGUGGUUUAUAACACUCUGGUCUUCCUUCAAAUCCCAUGCAUGCAAACAGGAAGACAUUUAAUGUGACUCAACUGGAAACAGGUGCUCAGCAGUUAGGUGUAAUGAUGGCACGAGGGUGUGUUCAUAAUGCCUGGCCCUUGGCACCUCCAUGCCUUCCUCUCCCUUUUCUUUCCUUUUCUUUCGAGUGUGCCUACAGUGAAGCGGCAGUGUAUUCACUGUCUUGAUUUGCAGUGCUCGGGAAUGGGAUGUUCAUUAGAAGGUGCUUGUCUGUUGGAAGCUCGGCUAGAUUUACCUCUUUAAUAGAUGUAGCAGUUCAGCUAACACUACAUUCUAGUUCUCCAGGCCCUGGGUAAAGCCUUUGUCUCCCCCUGUCAGAAAUGGUAGCCUCCAUGUUGCCCAGUGGCGACUUACUGCUGCUUUUAACCCUCCACCGCUGAUGGGGUUUGGGAGAGAGGACCCAAAGGGUCUAUUUAAAGAUCUGCUGAAACACAUAACUGCUUUCAGUACCUCCCUCUCCAUAUCCACCUUACAAAGGGAAAGUUGUGGGAUGAGUGCUUCUUUUUCUAGGGUAGUGAGAGUCCUUAGACCUUACUGGAAACCCCAGUAUUUUGAGUGCCCCAGGCUGGCCUUCAACUUGAUACUUGACUGAUCUUAAACUCAUGGCUUUUGUUUUCAAAAUAACUGAUUUUUUUUCCCUGUCUUCAAGGCUUAUAUAUGGUACUAGUUCAGAUAGCAUUUUCUUCCACAUAGAAAUCAGUGGAAUUUGAGGUUAUGAUCUAGAAGGACUUUUGAUGAAUAUACUCAGCUGAUCUUGACCUUUUUUUGAGGCCUGGCUUCACUUUGUGGUCUUUCUGAAAGUCUUUUUUCUCCCACCCCUCACUCACACACUGCUGGGAUUAAUGUCACCAUGAUAGGUGACACUUUUUUAAAUGGACUUUUCUUAUUUUUAUGUCCAGGAACAUGUAGGUGGCAGGUUAGAGAGGGAAAUAGUGUAAACAAAACUCAGGUUUAGGGGCCCCUGCCAGACCAGACUUGAAUAGAAGAAAACAAAGCUUUGUUGCUGCUGUGAAUCAGUGCCUGCUUGGACAGUUCUCUUUACCAGUAGCCCCAGAAGCUACACAAGAAACAGUCCCACCUGUGACUGGGUAGGAAGAAAUGCAGGCUCAGCACUUCACAGUGUGCAGAUGGAGGUCAGGAACAAGCCAAAGGGGAGGGGAAGUUAAAGUCACUGGUCGCUCUUAGGGUAAAAUAUUGUCAUUUUCUCUCUGGAGGAAGCUGCUGAGUUACUUGAAGAUGGGGAAGGUGUUUUGUUUUUGUAUUGCGAUGUCAAACUGUCAAUAGCCAUGUUGCUAUUUGAACCUCCUUUUCCCUUUGUCUUAGAAAAGAAAAUACAUGAUUCUGAAUUCUGAAUAUCAAAUCCAUAGAUUAUACUUUUGUUCAAAGCCUAAUUCACAGUGGUGUGAUUGUGUUAACCACUAGGAGGAUCCCAUAUGCCUACCUGUUGCCAUGCCAAUGCAGAAUGACCUGGUGACAUCUGAGCAUGCUCUGUGACAGUAGAGCAUCACAGUUGGGUGGAUACUUUGUAUAUUGGGAGAGGGGGGUUUUCUAGAUCAUGGGAGAGGGUAAAUUGAUUUGGGGGGGGUGUUGUUUUUGUUUAAUUGGUUGGUUUGGGGUUUUUUUUGGUUGGAUUUUGCUUUUUAUGGAGGGUUGGGAAGUAUAGUACUCAGUUAUGCCCUAAAAAUAACAUGUAUAAAACCCUGAAGUGUGAUGUGGGUAUGUGUGAAUGUGUGUUUGUAAAUGUCUGGCAAUUAAACCUUUGUCUUUCUGGAAGUUAGUGAAUUUAUUUCCUUUUCCUCUGGAAGUAUUUGUUACAAGAUUUGUAAAUAAGAGCUCUACAUAGUCCGUGUACCAUGAACAUAUUGCAGCAAACCUUUCAUGCUUCAUUCCUGCAAGGCAUAAGACUUUGCCAGGUUGCCCAGCUACCACAAUCAGUUUGUCUUCAUUCACCUUUUAGACUUAAUUUGCCAGUUCUAAAAAUUCCCAGUCUUCCUCCAUUUUAGUCUUCAAUCUUUCAUGUUCUGAGCAGAAAGGGUCAGGAAGCUAGCCUAAACUGUCUUAGGCCAUGGCUAAAAGCCUGGCAUCCUUUUCUUCAUACUGCAGUGUGGCUUGAUACAUGGUUAGACAACAGAGGGUUGGGCAUUCUUGCAAUACCUUAGCAGUGCUGAAAUCUGCAGCAUGGUACUAAGGAAGCUAAAGUUUGAAUGUAACCACUUUAUUUAAAGGUUUUUUUCUUUAAUUUAAAUGAAACUGAGUUGAAAUGAACAUGCUUUUGUUGACCACGUUCAUGAAUUAUAGAUGCAAUGUGCAUUGGUAGACUCAUAUGAUGGUCUGAUGUGAUACUUCAUUUCCUACAUUUACAUAUCCUGGUAUGUACGCAUUUGCAUAAACAACAGCAACAACAAACUCCUGCCUUGUUCCGAUUGAAGGAUUUCCAGGACUGCUAUCUGCUCCUGAACUUUGUUUUAAGUAUGUGUAUCCUUUGCUUGUAUUUUGUAUUAAGAAAUAAGGAAAAGAACCCUUUAUUGUUGCGCA